Messenger RNA from Quercus robur (English oak), 3659 nucleotides. Its product is annotated as probable disease resistance protein At5g66900. The record is from RefSeq and is a predicted model, not a curated record. The transcript is spliced from 5 exons. The coding region runs from base 559 to 3003 and encodes 814 amino acids. NCBI's taxonomy places the organism in Eukaryota, Viridiplantae, Streptophyta, Magnoliopsida, Fagales, Fagaceae. Gene Ontology annotation, molecular function: ADP binding. Gene Ontology annotation, biological process: defense response to fungus.
UUCCUAAAGGGCGCUUCCAGGUUGAAGGUAAAAGAGGCAGUAGCGGAGAAACAGAAAAGCGCGUAUGUGUUUGUAUUUUAAAGUUUUAUUUCCCUUUCAUUUGUUUCUUUCCUACGAAAGAAGAAGCCGUUGAGAUGAGAUCUCUUCUGCUGCUUGGCACAUCUCUUUUUCCAUAUUUAUAAAUAUAUUUAUAAUGAAUUGGUACUCGGCCGGUACUGAGCAAUCAAUUGAUAUGCCUUCCGCUCCGUUUCCUGAUCACCACUAAGAAAUUGAACCAGAGAUGUUUAUAAUUUUUUUUGUAGUAUAUAAAGUGUUGAUUUAGCUUUGCAAAUUUCAGGUCUCACUGCCUAGUUUACACCGUUGUAUUGCAAUUUUCAGGUCUCACUGCUAGUUUAACACUGUAUUGCAAUUUUUACUUAUUUAAAUAAAAACCUAGGUCAUCCAAAAAAAAAAAAAAAAAAAAAAGUUGUCAUUUUGUAUAGUUGGGUAGUGAAGUCUUAAGUUUCUCGAUUAGGUUUCCAAAUACUAUAUUGGAUAUAGAAUCUUUGAAGCAAAGCUAUGGCAGCAGCAUCUGUUGGAGGAGCUGCUCUUGGGGCAGCAUUUGGUGAGGGCUUUGCAGUGUUACAUGACACGGUUAAGGAUGUGGUAAGCAAAGCCCGUAUGUUCAAACCCAUUCUUAAACGCCUCGAAUCCACGUUAAAUCGUUUGGCACCAACGGUCAACGAAAUAACACAAUUAAGCGAACAACUUGAUCUCCCAAAAGUGGAAACAGAGAACUUGAUAAAAAAUAUGGAAAAGGGAGAGAAGCUGGUUCGCAAGUGCUUGAAAAUCCGGUGGUGGAACUACUGUUUCAAAGUCCAAUACUCUCCCAAACUUGAAGAGUUGGACAAAGAAAUUGUCAGGUUCUGUCAGGUUGAUUUGCAAGUACAUAGCACAAGGAAUGGGUUGAGGACUUUGGUAAAUGUGAAUCUUAUUCUGCAGAAAGUGGAUUCGGUUGUGGAUAGAAAAGGAGUGCCGUGCACAGUUCGUGAUCCCCCGGAUUUUACAGUCGGGUUUGAUAUGCCAAUGAAGGAGUUGAAGACGCUGCUGUUGAAGGAGGAGGUCCAGCUGCUUCUACUGACUGCUCCUGGAGGAUGUGGGAAGACCACAUUGGUCCAAAUGCUUUGUCAGGAUGAUCAAAUUAGAGGAAUGUUUGAGGACAAUAUUCUCUUUGUGAACGUUUCAAAAACUCCCAAUUUGAAGGUCAUUGUGCAGAAACUAUUAAAUUAUAAGGACGUGCACCCUAAUUUUCAAAUUCAAAGUGAUGAAGAUGCAAUCGACCAGCUGUCACAACUGCUGAAUCAUCUUAGCCCUAAUCCUAUAUUGUUGAUCCUAGAUGAUGUCUGGCUUGGAUCAGAAUCCCUUCCUGAAAUGUUUAAGUUUGAUCUUCCCAAUUACAAGAUCUUGGUUACUUCAAGAACUGCAUUUCCAAGAUUUAAAUUUACAUAUCACUUAAAACCACUAGAUGAUGUUGAUGCAAUGACUCUUUUCCGUCGCUCAGCAUCCCUACAUGAUGGGAGCUCUUAUCUUCCAGCAGAAGAAGAAGUCAAAAAGAUAGUAAGAGGCUGUGGGGGAUUCCCACUAGUCAUUAAAGUGAUUGGUGGCUCACUGUGUGGGCAGCAUGCAGUAGUAUGGCACAGUAGACUAAUGAAAUGGUCUGAUGGUCAAUUUUAUUUUAGUUCUGAUACGGAGCUGCUUGCUCAUCUUCAAAAAAGCCUAGAAUUUUCAGAUGACAAGGUCAUCAUUAAAGAGUGUUUCAUGGACCUAGGUUCAUUUCCCGAAGACCAAAGGAUCCCUGCUGCUGCCAUCAUUGAUAUGUGGGCAGAAUUAUAUGAACUGGAUGAGGAUGGCAUCCAAGCCAUUGCCAAUUUGCAAGAACUCACCAUUCGAAAUCUGGCUAGUCUUGUGAUGGCAAGGAAAGAUGCAAGUGAGGUCAAAAGCUAUUACAAUGAAGACUUUGUCACACAACAUGAUAUUCUUAGAGAGCUUGCUAUGCAUCAGAGCAGCCAGGAGUCUGUAGGACAAAGGCCAAGACUGAUUAUUAACAUAAGUGGAAACAAUCUACCAAAGUGGUGGACAGAACAAAAACAACAACUCAUUAAUGCUCGCCUACUAUCUAUCUCAACAGAUGAAUUAUUCUCGUCUAGUUGGUGCAACAUUCAAGGAUCCAAAGUUGAGGUUCUAGUUUUGAAUUUUCAUUCAAAGAAUUACACCUUACCUGAUUUUUUGGAGAAAAUGGAUAAACUCAAGGUUUUGAUAAUCAAUAAUUAUGGUUUCUUUCAUUCCAAAAUAAGCAAUUUUCAAUUGCUCGGAUCUCUACCCAAUUUAAAACGAAUCAGAUUAGAGAAGGUUUCAAUUUCUUCGCUUUGCAAGACCCUAGUACCAUUGAAGAGUUUGAAGAAAAUAUCCUUGUUUAUGUGUAAUAUUGGUAAGGCUUUUGAGGAUUGUACAAUUCAGGUUUCUGAUGCAUUUCCAAAUUUGACGGAGAUAAGCAUUGACUAUUGCAAUGAUCUGGAGGAAUUGCCUGUUGGGCUAUGUGAUAUCGUCCACCUCAAAAAAAUCAGCAUCACCAACUGUCAUAAGUUGUUUGCACUGCCAGAAAAAAUUGGAAAGCUGGUGAAUUUAGAAGUGCUAAGGCUUAGGUCAUGUACAGAUUUGUCAGAACUACCAGAUUCAAUCAAAAGCCUCCAUAAGUUAAGCAUUUUAGACAUAUCUGACUGCUUAAGCAUUAUGAAGUUGCCAAAACACAUUGGUGAGUUGUGUAAUUUAAAAGAGCUCAACAUGAAAGGGUGCUUGAGAUUGCGUACUCAAUUUCCAGAAUCAAUAAUGGAUCUUGAGCAGUUAAAGCUUGUGGUAUGUGACGAAGAGAGGGCCAGGUUAUGGGAGCCUAUCAAGGAAUUCCUCACUGAGCUUAAGGUAGAGGUGGCUGAAAAAGAUAUCAACUUAAAUUGGCUUCCCAAUUGAUUUCUGAGAACUGUUCUUCAAAAAUGUUGUUGGCUCUAAUUCCUUACCAACAAAGGAAAAUCUGCUCAAAAGAAUCAAUAUUGAUGACCCCUCUUGUCUCCUUUGUGCUCAAAGCAAUCUGAUGGGGUUUCAGGUCUGAUGAGCACCAUAUUUCUCCCUACACGGACAUCGUCAAGCUAAUUUUGGACCCUCCUUAAGCUCUAUGCCCUUCUGAAGACCAAUGGCUUAUUCCCUUAACAUGGCUCUCGUUCUUGAUGAAAUCUGGCAUCUUAGAAAUCAAGCUUCUUUUCAGGAGGGACAGGUUGACAUUCCAAACUCCAUAAUGCAGAUAAACUUCAAGUUCCUUGAAUUUUCAACUUGCUGGAAUCAGAAAAGCCCUCCUUUGCUGCACCGGCUGUAUUUAGAUGGGAGCCCCCUCCCCCAGGAUGGAUAAAACUUAACGUUGAUGCAGCUGUAGCCGAGUCUUCUUCUGCCCUUGCAGUUGUUGCUAGAGAUGACAAGGGCAUGGUGUGUAAUGUGCGUGCUAUAACUUGGUAUAAAUUUUGCAACCUUUGCCUCGGAGCUUUGGACACUACAUGAGCCAGGGAUUUUGAGCCUCAAACCAUUUGGUCUAUUCUUUGCUCUUUUCCAUCUGAAUAUUCUGGUUCAUUCUGAGA